Messenger RNA from Lecanosticta acicola, 1822 nucleotides. Lineage: Eukaryota; Fungi; Ascomycota; Dothideomycetes; Mycosphaerellales; Mycosphaerellaceae. The record is from the annotation of a GenBank genome assembly.
AUGACUACUCUCAUCCAGUGGUCCUGGGUUGCUCUCGUUGGGCUUGUACUCUGGGUGUUGUUGCGGUGGAGUCUUGUUCCUGGCUCGCGAAGCAAAUACUUGCCGCCUGGUCAGACUUCGCGCCAAUAACUAGAAAUACGAAUCUGUAGUGCUGAUUUUAGAACACAGGUCCGACUACAUAUCCACUCCUUGGCAACAUCACAUCCAUUCCAAGAACAGGUAUUCAUUUGCAGUACGUCUGGACAUAUCCUUAUCUGGCAGAAAAUAGACAGCUGACCGACUCUACAAGAUUUACGAGAUGGGCCAAGCAAUAUGGUCCAGUAUUCUCGUUGAAGAUUGGUCACGGCACCAUGGUCGUCUUGACUUCGGCUUCCCACGCCACAGAACUCCUUGACAAGCGUUCCGGCAAGUACAGCAAUCGACCAUCUUCGCACAUCAUUGGAGAGCUUGUAUACGGAAACGAUCAUCCCAUGUUCAUGAACCCUGAUGAUCGUUGGAGAUUACGCCGCAAGCUUUAUGCAGAAAUCCUACAAGAGACGAAAUGUGCCCAGGAACACACCCGCCUCAUCGAUGCCGAGACAACUCAACUUUUGCGGGAUCUUUGUGUCGAGCCAGACAGCUUCAUGGCUCACCCUGGUCGCCUCAGUAACAGCCUGACAAUGAGCCUAGGUACGGUCUGCAUCUUGAAUUUGUUGAAUUAAUGUUAUUGACCAUAGUCUCAACAGUCUACGGUGUGCGAACGCCUUCAUACGACUCCGACCAUUAUGUUAAACUCCAAGAGAUUAUGACGAAGCUCAGCGCACUUGGCGAAAUCGGUGCAACGCCACCAGUGGACCUUCUCGGGUUUCUCAAAUGGAUUCCAGAGCGGUUCUGGGGCAACUGGAGAACCAAAGCUGAGCAACUGCGCAAGAAAGUCCAUGGCCUUCACACCCCUCUAGUGGAUCGUGUGAUCGAGAGACGAGAGACGAUGGGAGAACGAAACAGUUUCCUAGACAGCAUCUUGGACAAGCAAGAAAAGCUUCAACUCUCGCGGAAUGAAAUUGACAUCAUGUGCGCCAAUCUGCUCGAGGGCGGCACGGACACUAUGGCCACUACCAUAUUGACUUUGUUCCAAGCCAUGGCCAUUCAUCCGGAAUGGCAAAUAGAGGCACAGAAGCAGAUCGAAAGUGUCGUGGAUGAAUUUACGAUGCCUUCUUUCGAACACUUUGAUCGACUCCCACUCGUUACUUCGAUCGUGAAGGAGCUCCUUCGAUGGCGUCCUCCUGCGCCCGGCGCUUUCCCCCAUGCUCUAGCCAAAGGUUAGUAGUGUCGAUUAGCCCUUAUCAGGUCUUGCAAUGCUGACCAGAUGACAGCCGACGAGGUCGAUCAUAUGGAACUCCCCAAGGACUCCACUGUCAUCUUCAACAUCUGGGGCAUUCAUCACGACCCUGAACGCUACCUUUCCGCAGAAAAAUUUGAUCCGGCACGAUUUGUCAACCAUACUCAAAUGUCAUCAGCUUAUACCAAUUCCGGGCACGACAAGCGUGAUCAUUUCGCGUACGGUGCUGGGCGACGUAUCUGCCCCGGCAUCCACCUCGCGGAGCGUGCUCUCUUUCUGGCCUCCGCAAGAGUGCUAUGGGCAUUCACAAUCAAGCACAAGACGAACUCGACUGGCCGGGCUGUUCCAAUCAGUGUCGACCCAGAGACAGCGUAUCGUGACGGCUUCUUGAACCAAUGUCGCCCCUUCAUGGUGGAUCUGGUACCGCGGUCUCAGCAGCGUCUCGAAACUAUCAUGGCGUCGUUCGCGAGAGCUGAAGUGGAUGUUCUGAACUCCUACGACUGA